Messenger RNA from Gastrolobium bilobum, 1670 nucleotides. RefSeq names its product AP2-like ethylene-responsive transcription factor AIL5. Gene Ontology annotation, molecular function: DNA binding; DNA-binding transcription factor activity. The transcript has 9 exons. Gene Ontology annotation, biological process: regulation of DNA-templated transcription. Lineage: Eukaryota; Viridiplantae; Streptophyta; Magnoliopsida; Fabales; Fabaceae. The record is from RefSeq and is a predicted model, not a curated record. Bases 49 to 1662 code for a protein of 537 amino acids.
CGUUCAUCGACGACACAUAUAACAGCCAAACAAAGAACAACAACAACUAUGGACUCAUCCUCUUCGCCGCACAACAACAACAACAACAACAACAACUCACUUGGUUUCUCUCUUUCCAAUCACUUUCAUAAUCCUUCAUCUUCACACUCUUCCUCUCAUCUCUCCCUUUUCAACUCCUUCACCUAUCCUUCCACCACACCAUCUCUCACACUCACAGGCAGCAACACGGUGGACGCAUCACCGGAGGCAACAGACUGCACCGCCGGAGGAGCAACCAACCUCUCUAUAUUCACCGGCGUACCCAAGUUCGAGGACUUCCUUGGCGGCUCAACCACAACAGCCGCCACGUGUGCACCGCCACAGCUUCCGCAGUUCUCAACCGACAACGACAUAUACGAUUCGGAGCUGAAGACAACAAUAGCCGCAUGCUUCCCUCGCGGCUUCGCCGCCGAAGCAAUCACCGAGUCACAAAAGCCAUCCUCCAAGAAAACCGUCGACACCUUCGGCCAACGCACCUCCAUCUACCGCGGCGUCACUCGACACAGAUGGACUGGGAGAUACGAAGCUCAUUUAUGGGAUAACAGUUGCAGAAGGGAAGGGCAAAGCAGGAAAGGAAGACAAGUUUAUUUGGGUGGCUACGACAAGGAAGAGAAGGCAGCCAGAGCUUAUGAUCUCGCAGCUCUCAAGUACUGGGGUCCAACAACAACCACCAACUUUUCAAUUUCCAACUAUGAGAAGGAACUGGAGGACAUGAAGAACAUGACAAGGCAAGAGUUUGUUGCUUCUCUACGAAGGAAGAGCAGUGGUUUCUCUAGAGGGGCCUCUAUGUACAGAGGAGUGACAAGGCACCACCAGCAUGGCCGAUGGCAGGCAAGGAUAGGCAGAGUAGCCGGAAACAAAGACCUCUAUCUUGGAACUUUCAGCACUCAAGAAGAAGCUGCGGAGGCCUAUGACAUUGCAGCUAUCAAAUUCAGAGGACUAAAUGCAGUCACAAACUUUGACAUGAGUCGCUACGACGUUAAGAGCAUUGCAAGUAGCACCCUUCCAAUUGGUGGUUUAUCUAGCAAGAACAAAAACUCCACAGAUUCUCUAUCUGAUGGCAGAAGCCAUGAGGCAAGUCGAUCAGAUGAACGAGAUCCAUCUUCAUCUUCAUCUUCAUCUGUGACCUUUGCAUCGCAACAACCUUCAAGCUCUACCCUUAGCUUUGCCAUACCGAUAAAGCAAGACCCUUCUUCAGAUUACUGGUCCAUUCUCGGGUAUCACAAUCCUCCCCUUGACAGUGCCAUAAAGAACACUAACACUAGUGUUACUGCUACUACUAAUACAACUUAUUUUCCAUCUUCCAACAUUGGCACUGCAUUGCAGUGUUCCAAUACCACACCCUUCCACAUGGAGUUCUCUAAUGCCCCCUCAAAUACCAGCAGUGAUAACAAUGCCGCGUUUUUCAGUGGAGGCAUCUUUGUUCAGCAACAAAGUGGAAGCAGUGGUGGUGGUUCUUCUUCAAGUUCAAUCCCAUUCGCCACGCCCAUAUUUUCUUUAAAUAGUAACAGUAGUUAUGAGAACAACCCUGGUUAUGGAAACUGGAUUGGACCUAACCUGCACACAUUCCAAACACAUGCAAAACCAAGUCUCUUUCAAACGCCAAUAUUUGGCAUGGAAUGAGAUCAUGC